AUGGUGGUCUCAGCGACGUUCCCGCCCGGGUCCGUGGCGUUUCUCCAGGGCUUCGUUGCGGGCCAGCUUGUCUUGGUGACGAUUCUCCUGCUGCUCUUUCGCUACUUUUUCAUCGAGACGAAGCCAGCGACGCAUGCCAAGCGACUCGCUGCGCUGCGCGAGCGCACGCGCCUGAUCCAGGCCUCGCUCGACGCGCGGUGCCCCCCCAUGCCGUCUAGCCAUUCGACACUGCGCGUUCCAUACGAGCAGGGCUCGCAGGCGUGCCUUCUCGAUAUGCUGCACCGCCUGGACUAUGAGCUGCCGGCGCACGCGCCCGAGACGCUGACCUGGCUCAAUGUGCUGCUAGCGCAGCUGUGCCUGCACUACCGACAGAGUAUAUUGCAGUCGGACCAAGAGGAGCCGCGCAAAGAUGCCGACGCUGAUACCUUGCCGUCCAUGAGCAGCGCCGAAAAGGCGGCGGCCAAGCACCUGCUGGAGCGCGCGCUCAAUGCGGCGGUUGAGGGCCGCACGCACGACCUGCUGAGCGGCAUAACUGUGACGGACGUGGACCUGGGCACGGGCUAUCCUACGCUAUCCAACGCGCGCAUCCGCCCCUCGAACGACCCGCGCUGCCUGCGGCUCGAGGUGGACUUGGAGUACAAGGAUCUACUGUGUGUCGGCCUCGAUACCCAGCUGCACUUUCGUGUGCGGCCCUGGCAUCUGGGGUCGCUUGCGGUGGCUAUGUGCCUGCGUGUGGAACGGCUCGCCGGAACGGUCGCGAUGGAGGUGGGGCCAUGCGGUACGGAACAGGACCCGCUCGAAGGCUUGGAGCUGCGUGUGUGCAUGUAUCCCGACUUUGUGCUGGACGCCCAUGUGUCCAGCGUGCUGGGCUCCAAGAGCAAGCUGCACGAUGUGCCAAAGAUGGAGGAGCUCCUUUUGUCGCAGCUGCGCCUGCUGAUCCAGCGUCGCUUCGUGUGGCCCGAGUUCUGGCGCAUGCCGCUGCCGCGCAUGGAGCAUGACCACGCCUAG
Messenger RNA from Malassezia sympodialis ATCC 42132, 1008 nucleotides. RefSeq names its product ERMES complex subunit MMM1 (gene MMM1). The record is from RefSeq and is a predicted model, not a curated record. Lineage: Eukaryota; Fungi; Basidiomycota; Malasseziomycetes; Malasseziales; Malasseziaceae. Gene Ontology annotation, molecular function: lipid binding. Gene Ontology annotation, cellular component: ERMES complex; endoplasmic reticulum. Gene Ontology annotation, biological process: phospholipid transport.